This is a messenger RNA of Microplitis demolitor, 959 nucleotides long. RefSeq lists its product as uncharacterized. The transcript has 5 exons. The record is from RefSeq and is a predicted model, not a curated record. NCBI's taxonomy places the organism in Eukaryota, Metazoa, Arthropoda, Insecta, Hymenoptera, Braconidae. The coding region runs from base 510 to 959 and encodes 149 amino acids.
GAAAAAGUGUGGGAUGUAAAUAUUUAUUAUUGUUGUAUUAAAAAAAAAAAAAACCCUGAUUACAAAAAAAAGAUUUGCUUCAUGUUAACUGCAUAACAUAUUAGUAGAUUCAAAUUGUUUUAAAUCAUUUAAAAUUGUUUUGAAUCGUUCCAAAUAAUUUUUCUUAACCAGGGCUGAUAGAAAUUUCGAUUGAGUUCCAAUCAGAACUCAAUCAUAGUUUUGAAUCAGAACUAGACAUUGACGUGUACUUUCUAAUAUUUAUGUAAAUGAAAUUAAAAGAAAAUUUAUGACCGUGUUGACAAACGACUUAUAUGCGCCAACAUGUUGCGCAUGUACAAUUUUUGCGCGUAUUCAAGACAUCAUUAAAUAUUCAUCAAAACAUUUAUGAAGGAUUAAUAAAAUUUCUGUGGCAAUAAAUUAUUAACUAUAAAACUAAAAUUAAAUUAAUAUUGCUAUUUACUUGUGACAUUUCUAACAUUUAAAUCUAAGUAACCUAGUAAAUUAUUGCAAUGACAAAUCUUAGAAAUACAAUGGAGUCUGUAGAUCGUGAUCAUGAUGGAUUUAAUAAUUAUGUUAAAUCAAUCACUAGCAAAUAUGCGAAAAUGAAGAAAAAUGUCAAUGAGUUUAUGAUUGAUGCAAAAGUUUAUGAAUUUUUUGAUCAAGUUAUAAAAUAUUUAAUGUCUCAUCCAGUCUUAUCAGCUAUUUGUCUCUUAAUAUUGGCUUCAUUUACAAUACCUAUUUUUUUAUUCGUAUCAUUUACUAUUAUUAACAUUGCAUUUGCAUUUACUGGUUUCAUUAUUGUCCAAGUUGCAGUACUUUCAGUUGGAGCAACAGUAUUAUGUUCAAUACUAUUUUGCGUAUUAUCAAUAGUUGCAGUCAUUGGAAUAAUUUGUGUCCUAACAUGGUCAAUUGCUUAUUAUUUACUGACAUUUAUGAGAAACAUCCAGAGAGUCCGAUAA